Molecule: messenger RNA, 3666 nt
Organism: Vespula pensylvanica (western yellowjacket)
Lineage: Eukaryota; Metazoa; Arthropoda; Insecta; Hymenoptera; Vespidae
Gene: Cln3
Product: battenin
Exons: 9
Coding region: 1392-2651 (419 amino acids)
Biological process (GO): lysosome organization; regulation of intracellular pH
Cellular component (GO): membrane; lysosome
Source: RefSeq, a predicted model, not a curated record
UAUAGAUCAUAAUCUAUAUAUUCCUCGUUCAAAUCUUUUUUUUUCUGAUAUUUGUGAGUGAAUUAAUUUUUUGUAUUUAGAUGUUUCCAACCUUAUUACAGAAAUUUGUUCAUAAACUGUGAUCGUGAAUCGUGAUUAUAUAUAUAUAUAUAUAUGUGUGUGUGUGAGGUGAUUAUGUGAAUUGUGAUUGUAUAUAUGUAUAUAUUUUUUGUGAGGAGAUUAAGUUCAUCAUCGAAGAUCCUGUUCUUUUUUAUUAUUGAUCUCAAUCGAUUUAGCUGAAUUAAUUAAUCGGCUCGCACUUGGAGGGAGGCAGCGAUAUAAAUUAGAAAUAGACGGAUUUGCGAUAAGCGAACAGAAUCGAUCGAACUUUCGAACGGAGUAACACGGCAUUUGUUUGAGAAAGAAGAAAAAGAAGAAUUAAAAAUAGUUGGUUGUUAAUAGGAAGCUGUUUUUGGAGCAACGAUACGAAAAGAAAGAGAAGAAAAAAAGAAGACAGAUUACUUUGUAUCUUCCUCAAGAAGAUACGUAUAAGAAAAACGAGAACCAAGCGAGUAAGAUCAGAUUCGGAGACCAAUAAGAACAUUAAGAAGGAAGUUCCUUGAGGAAAGGGAGCGAAGUUUCUCGAAGACUUGACCGCCAUUAGCUUCGACUGACUCUCGUGUUCUACACUCUCAAUCUUCUUCUUUCUCAAGAAGAAGCAACUUCGUAGGUGCUGUGGAAAGAGCAGAGAUCUCUCUUAACACACACUCGUUCGUUCGUUCGUUCGUUCGUUCGUUCGUUCGUUCGUUCGUUUUCAUACAUAUAUCGUCAUCACUUCUCUUCUUUUUUUUUGGUUCAUGAAACGUACAAUUUUUUUCAAUAAAAAAUUCAUACUAAUUUCGUCGUGAUCUAAGAGACAUUUCGGUAUUACAGUCGUACAAGACGUCGUUGAAAAGAAGCGGGAAAUUUUUCGAAGGUGGGGUAUGGUGAAAGAAAGAAAAAAAGAUAGAUUGAUAAAGAAAGUCAAGUCAAGAUUAUUAUUUUUACGAGUUAGAAUCAAUUUCGAGAUUUCGAAAAAAUACAGUGGGAUUUGUUCUAUCAGUAGUCGGAUAAACGAUUUUAAAGAUUGUGAGCACGUGGUUGACUUAGAGAGACAGAGAGAGAGAGAGAGAGAGAGAGAAAGAAAUAGAGACACAGACAAAGAUAGUGAUAGAGACAGAAAGAGCCUUCAUGCGAGACAAGCUGUAGAAAGAUAUACGUCUCUCUACACGUCUGCUAAAGUAGUUGAUGCAAGAGAGAUAGACGGAUAGAGAGAUAGAGAGAUAGAGAUUGGCGUUGGCUAUAACUCGAGAAAGAUAAAAAGAGAACGAAAGGGUUCGGCCCCUCUUUGGAAAACUGGUUGAGAGAAGAACAUGGCAAGAGGAAUUCUGCAAAGAAUUGAACUCAACGUAACCGACGAAAUCGAUGAAGAAAGAAAACUGAGAAGAUUGAAAUGGAGAAAUCUUGUUGCAUUUUGGAUACUUGGAAUGUGUAAUAAUUAUGGUUAUAUCGUGAUGUUGAGCGCGGCACACGAUAUCCUUGAAAGUAGAUUUGGUACUUCGAAUACAACAAUUGCAUCUAAUGGGACAAAUACUAAUAACGAAAGAUCAUGUAAUGGCAUGUCGACCGGAGCUAUACUUUUAGCUGAUAUAUUACCCUGUUUGGUAAUUAAAAUAAUUGCACCGUUCCUGCCGUUUUUUGUGCAUGUUCGACUGGCUACCUGUGUGUUAUUUUCCGCUGCAGGAUUCCUCAUAGUGUCAAUGAGCAUUACAGAAUGGCUUGCAAUUUUGGGCGUCGUUGUAACAUCUGUUUCCUCAGGAUUGGGUGAAGUUACGUUGCUGAGUUAUAGUCAUCAGUAUCCAAAACAAGUUAUCUCAACGUGGUCGUCGGGAACUGGAGGUGCCGGUAUCAUUGGUGCCCUAUCUUAUGCGAGUUUAUCGAUAUGGCUGAAAACAUCAGAAACUUUGCUACUGAUGUUGAUUGUACCAUUAAUAGAAGCUAUAACAUUUUGGUUCAUCUUGGUUCAUCCAUCUCAAAUGAAUAUUCCUGUUACCAAGAAUGAUAUAAACAGUCAGGAACAUAUCAUCGAUGUACCAAGAAAAAGUUUCAAGGAUAAAAUCCUUUUACUUCCUGGUUUACUCAAAUACAUGAUUCCCCUGGGAUUCGUUUAUUUCUUCGAGUAUUUCAUUAAUCACGGUCUGUUCGAGUUAAUUCAAUUCGAUAAUAUAUGGCUGAAACACCAGGAGCAAUACAGGUGGCUUCAAGUAGACUAUCAGAUAGGCGUAUUUAUUUCGAGGUCAUCGGUGAAUCUAGUUACUAUUAAUAAGAUCUGGAUCAUGGCUGUUCUACAGUUUUUCAACGUCAUUGUUUUACUUUUCGAGACGAUCUAUUAUUAUAUACCAAAUAUUUGGAUCAUCUUUACUAUUGUUCUAUGGGAAGGUCUUCUAGGUGGUGGUGCUUAUGUCAAUACUUUCUAUAGAAUGUCGACUGAGAUUCCACGAGCAGAUAGAAAAAUUUCUUUGGGAAUUGCCACAAUGGCAGAUUCGAUUGGUAUUGCAUUAGCAGGUUGGUUGGCAAUGCCAGUGCACAAUGCAAUUUGUAAUCUACCAAAACCCAUACGAUUAGGUAGCUAGAAUGGAAUGUCCAAUUGUUUUCGAUAAAUUCUACGGAAAAAGAAAUUUAAAAAUCGUGCUGCCAAGGCACGAAAGAGAGAGAGAGAGAGAGAGGAGGGAGAGAGAGAGAGAAAGAGAGAGAUAAAGAACGAUCUUAAUAUCUAUAUAUAUGUAUGAUGAUAUGCGUAUGUAUUUAAUUUAUUCUUUAAAAUCUUCCAAAAGAUUGAGAAUUUUAUUUAUCGAUUCAAUCGAUAAAAAAUAUGAAGUAAGCUCGUAAAUGGUUAGACUAUAUUUAAUCUUAUUAAUUUAAGUGAUACACCGAAUGAUGAACAUGAUAGAUCCUUGUGAUUUUUUGUGAUCCACCAAGUGGAUAAAUCUUUUGUUAAUUUCGUCUUGUGUCUAUUUUAUUUAAAAAAUUUUCUUUCUGUUUAUCUCUCGUGUAUACACACACACACAUAUAUAUAUAUAUAUAUAUAGGAAUGCGGAGAGAAUACGCGUAGACAUUUCAGUGACGUCUGCGUUUAUUUUUCUUUUUUGGAGUUUUUGAUACUCGUCUCGUACAAAUAUGUAUUUAUAGAAGAUUAGGAACAAGGAUAACGCGCGUCUGACUUAUUAUGAAGAUAAAGAGACACACAUACACCCACAUGCGUACACAUGUUCUCGCACAUACAAAAUACUAUAAUUCAAAAAAAGGAACAUGAGAUUAAUUUGUUCGAUUUUUCAAAAGUCCAUAUAGUUUUUCGAAUAUUAGAUUCAUCGUUGAAAAUUUUCCGAUGAAUUCCGUUAUCAUUUUCUUUCUUUUUUAUAUAGCAUUAGAUUUUCCUGAUGAAUUAGAACCGAAUUUUCUUUAUUCAAUUUUCAAACACUCGGCUAUGAUGAGACGAUACGACGUACAAGCAUUUAUAGCACUUAGCUUUUACAACGUCGAUUACAUUAUUUAAUCUAUUUCAUUAAUUAAUGAUUAAUUCCAGUAUUAAUAGCCAGUCGUAUAGACGGUAGAUUAUUUCAGAUGUGUAUAUAUAUAUAUAUAUAUAUA